Vitrella brassicaformis is the source of this 1373-nucleotide messenger RNA. The record is from the annotation of a GenBank genome assembly. NCBI's taxonomy places the organism in Eukaryota, Vitrellaceae.
UCACACACGCCUGUCGAGUCGCGUGCCGUUCGGUCGGUCGAUGAUGACCCGCACCUGCCCUGGGCCGGUCUCCUCGAGCAACUCCUGAAGGUCUGCACAAACAGACAGACAGACAGACAGAGAGAGAGACAGACAGACCAGCAAGCCUUCAUCAGUCCGAUCGGCCAGCCCCCACCCCCGCCAGCCGUAGCGUGAGUGUUUGUAUGGCCUACUAGCUACACAUUCUUCGUCGUCGGUGGUCUUCUCGCUCAUAGUGAUGACCUUCCAUCCACGCUCAGCAAACUCACGGGCGAGGUUCGUCUUCCCUGUGUUUGAAGACGCACACAAUGAGCUGAUUGACAUGUGUGUGUGGUGUGUGCCAAUCAGCCAUCCACCCACCCAUCUAUCCACCAACCCACUGACUGACCCACACGUACUGUACCUGCGCCCGGUUUGCCCAUGAGUACCAUCACGCGUAUCUUGAGUGUCUUCUUGUGUUGCUCGACGAUGUCCAGCUCUGACGGACCAAUGGACAACAGAUGCCGACAAAGACACACGUCCAACGAAGAAAUGAGGAUGGUUUGUCACUGGCGAAAUCCCAACGCCACUCCUCACCGGAACAAUGUCGAGAUCGCUGAGAAAGAAAAGCGUUGUGCGAUCUUGGAAGAAUCCGUCAGAUAUAAAAUGUAGGCAGCAAUCGAAAGUGUGCCUCCGUCUGUGUCCAAGAGAGACACACAUCGUAUGCUCCCUUCUAUCAUCAGACGCUUACGUCGUACCCGAGCUGUUGCAGCAGCGCUUCUUCCUCAUCCUGCUGCAGCCGAUAGAUUUCGGCGGGGGUGCGGAAUCGGCGGUUCUGAGGGGUGAAGAGGGGGCGGUUCGUCGAGCGGCUGCUGGCGCGACUCAGUGACACUGGACGGCGGCGGAUUAUGUAGCGUACCCCCAUGUUACAACGAGACACGGGUGCGCUCGACGCCAAGCCCACCACUCCACACCUGCCCACCGCUGUGGAUAGAAGUGGCCAUCAGGAAGCUCAAGAGAGACGCCCGCCGACACAAACAUCGCAAGCCGCGCCUAUCUCCUCCUUGGAGGCGCCGCUGUUGAGGACGGCCACGAUCUCCUCCCAGGUGUGGGCGUCCUUCUCCUGCUCGCUUCUUCUCCGCCGUGAAGCAUCCCAACCUGAGCUUCCGAAAGGCAUCAAACGGCAAGAGAAUAACUUUCGCCUUACGGUCUGCGGCGGGCAUUACCCCAUGUGGGCAGUCUCUCACAGCCGAUGCGCGCCCGAGGGAGAGGAGGAGGGUGAGGAGCCAGGUGAGGAGCAAUUUGGAUGAGGAGGAGGCUCAGCCGAACUGCAAAAGAGCAGAACAAACGAGAGAAUGACGAGGACGUGUUGAAAA